This is a messenger RNA of Prorocentrum cordatum, 797 nucleotides long. The record is from the annotation of a GenBank genome assembly. Lineage: Eukaryota; Dinophyceae; Prorocentrales; Prorocentraceae.
CCCCGCGCCGCGCCGGCGGGGCCCGACCGCGCCGCCGCGUCCACCUCCCCCAGGCGGCCCCGUGCCGCGCCAGCGGCGCCGGGCCACGCCUCCCCCAGGCGGCGCCGCGCCCGGCCGCAGACCUCCCCGUGCGCCAGCGCCAGGAUCCACGAGCUGGCACAGAGCAGGCCGCGGUCCCCCGGCGAGUGGCAGGGGGAGCCUCGAGGCCUCUCCCGAGCGCACGUUGGGACACGCUCCGGACCGGCGCCGGCAGCGCGUGCCGCGGCGACGUGGCCGAGAAGAUUGGGCGGCCAGAGGGCGCCAAGCUCCCGAGCCGCCCCCGUGCGGAGGUGCCCGUCGAGAAGGUCGGCAGCGUGGCGCGGGCCGAGCUGUGCGCCCGCUACCGCGAGACCAACUCGACAAGGCGCGGCGAGGCGGCGGCAGAGAUCAGCUGCCGGGCGGUCUUGAGCGCCGGGCCGCCAGCGGGCGUCGCCGCGAAGGUCAACGAGGACGGGCGGCAGGUGCCUCUCGAGAAGCGGCCUCUCACGUGGAAGGUUGGCGACUGAGGCGCACAGCUCCCGGGCCUGAGACCGGUCGGCGCACAGUUUCUGCGUCGGCGGCGAGGCAGAUGUAUUGCGCCAGCGGUCGGGCUAGGCGGGGACACGCCCGACCUACGCCUUGGGCCGCCCAGGCGGCCUCUCCGCACCUCGCCUGCGAGCCGGCCCAGUGGCACCCCGACGGGAGCCGCCGGGCCGUCGAGAGGCCUUGUCUUGGCAAGGAGCGGAGCGCUCGGGGGCCCAGCUCGUGCACGUCAUGCC